Aureobasidium namibiae CBS 147.97 is the source of this 1533-nucleotide messenger RNA. RefSeq lists its product as uncharacterized. Gene Ontology annotation, cellular component: cytoplasm; ubiquitin ligase complex. NCBI's taxonomy places the organism in Eukaryota, Fungi, Ascomycota, Dothideomycetes, Dothideales, Saccotheciaceae. Gene Ontology annotation, molecular function: ubiquitin protein ligase activity; zinc ion binding; ubiquitin conjugating enzyme binding. Gene Ontology annotation, biological process: protein polyubiquitination; ubiquitin-dependent protein catabolic process; positive regulation of proteasomal ubiquitin-dependent protein catabolic process. Bases 1 to 1533 code for a protein of 510 amino acids. The record is from RefSeq and is a predicted model, not a curated record. The transcript has 2 exons.
AUGGAUUCUGAUGAUGAAUACAACAGCGCCGCUUCGGUCAACAGCGAUGACGUCGACCUCGACAUGGACGAUGAGAAUAGCACCUAUCUACCAGAUUCCGAUAUCGAACUAGAUGAUGAUGGUGACAUUGGCUUUGGUUCACAAGACAAAGAUCUCAAGCCACGCAAGAAGCCGUACGAGGUCGACUUCUCCGUCUACAGCCCGCAAGACAUUCAGAACCAACAAGAUCGCCAAAUAGAAGAGGUCUCCAACAUCCUCGGCCAGCCGCAUGAAGCGACCGCCAUCCUCAUGCGCUAUAUGCGCUGGAACAAGGAGCGUCUGAUCGAACAAUACAUGGAUAAGCAAGAGGAGGUCCUGGAGAAAGCUGGUCUUGGUCAGGAUAUUGCUACCCCACCCCGCCUAGAAGUCAUCGAUGGCUUCAUGUGCGAAAUCUGCUGUGAUGACACACCUGGUUUGCAGACGUUCGCCAUGAAGUGUAAUCAUCGCUUCUGUGUUGACUGCUACCGCCAAUAUCUGGCACAAAAGAUCAAGGACGAAGGAGAGGCCGCACGCAUUCGCUGCCCUGGUGAACAGUGUAACAACAUCGUCGAUUCGAAGAGCCUGGAGCUGCUCGUCACAGAAGAUCUCAAAGACAGGUACCAUGAACUGCUUACACGCACGUACGUUGACGACAAGGACAAUCUUAGGUGGUGUCCUGCCCCCAACUGCGUUUACGCUGUCGAUUGUCCUGUCAAGCAAAAGGAGCUCAACAAGAUCGUUCCCACUGUCAACUGCGAUUGUGGUCACAGUUUUUGUUUCGGAUGCCAGCUAAAUGACCACCAACCUACCCCUUGCGUGCUCGUCAAGCUAUGGAUGAAGAAGUGUGAAGAUGAUUCGGAAACGGCUAACUGGAUUUCCGCAAACACGAAAGAGUGUCCUAAGUGCAACUCGACCAUAGAGAAGAACGGUGGUUGUAAUCAUAUGACUUGCCGAAAGUGCAAGUACGAGUUCUGCUGGAUGUGCAUGGGGCUCUGGUCGGAGCACGGCACGAGCUGGUACAACUGCAACCGCUACGAAGAGAAGAGCGGCCACACUGCGCGCGAUGCUCAGGCCAAGAGCCGUGCAUCUCUCGAGCGUUACCUUCAUUACUACAACCGCUACGCCAACCAUGAGCAGUCUGCCAAGCUUGACAAGGACAUCUACCUCAAGACGGAGAAGAAGAUGAUGCAACUUCAGUCAACGUCAGGCAUGUCUUGGAUCGAGGUCCAGUUCCUCGAAUCUGCAUCGCAAGCCCUUCAGCAAUGCCGACAGACUCUUAAGUGGACCUACGCUUUUGCUUACUACCUGGAACGUAACAACUUGACGGAGAUCUUCGAGGACAACCAGAAAGACUUGGAGAUGGCUGUCGAGGCCCUGAGUGGCAUGUUCGAGAAGCCCACUGAUCAGCUUGCUGCUCUCAAGGUCGAGAUGAUGGACAAGACGACAUAUUGCAACAAGCGUCGCAUCAUCUUGCUUGGUGAUACAGCGGAGAAUCUCAAGAAGGGUAAGUGGUGA